AUGGAGAUCGUGAAAAGAACGACAUGCAUCGCGGUGGAGGUUUGUGUACAGUACAAACUACAUGUAAUGCCGGAGCUGGAAAUAAAAGAGAGUCGACUGUGUAAUAAUAUAUUAAAUCCACCUUAACUGGGAAAUCUCCGCUAACAGCCAACUCUCUACAACAGCCACUUUUUUUCGUCCCGGCGGACAAAAAAUCCAUACAUUGACUAUUGUUUGAAAUCUCUCUACAACGCGGGCCACUUUCUUCUGUCCCCAAGGGGGCUUAUUUAUAGGGGUUCUGAACUGUAAUCAACAAAAGGAUUAAUUAAUUAUUGCGCUGAAACUUAUGAGUGCCAAAAAUAUCCCUCCAACUUUAGAUAAAAUAGAUAAAAUAGCCUGCAAGGCAGGCGCGCUCCCUACGCCAUUAAAAAGAAAACAAAAACAACAAAAGGGCUCCUGGCAGGCAUAUUACUCUUGGUAUUGUGGAAGUCUGCGUAGCUACUAGCUAUAUAUAUUGGUUACUGUAGAAACCUCUCCUUACCAAUCGUUUGCAUGCAGGAUAUUGACAGUUCUACAAUAUAUGUAGCCCAGUUGCUAAUUCCAUUCAAAUCAGCCUGUGUGCAGAUGUCUGCUAUUUCCUUUGUUGCAAAAAAGGAGGCAGAGAGUUAUUAUUCAUAGUAUUUUUUGUAAGAAUAAGAAGGCCAUUUCUGUGCACAAAACAUAACUUAUGUUUAAAAUCCUUCAUUUUUUAGGUUCUUGUUUUGGUUGCGGCCACCCACGGAAUAUAUCCUGAUGGGGCCGAUCACUACUGGCCCUUAAAUGAGAUUUGGUAUUCACGUGUCUAUGAUCACGUGGGAUAUCCUGUCCAGGGAAGAUGGCAUGGAACACUCAAAGGUAAUGUAUUUUACCUGCCCCCUCAUUUUCACCGAUGUUCGAGCUAUACCUUCACAAAAAUCUCCAUUUUCCCGCAAAGGAGUUAGGGAGCAUCCAAACUAUUUAAGCAUAAUUAUAAUUGUCUUAGAAAAACAUUAUUUGGAAAAUCAAACAUGCAAACAACAUCAAAAACAAAACGGAACCGCCCCUCCCCCGAAAAAUGAUUAAUAAAAGUGAUUUUAUUUUCAGGAAAGGUUGAAAUGAAGUGGUCCUCUCCUCAGCUUGGGCUCGAUCUGUACGAUAAAGACACAUGGAUUGAUUUAGGCUGGAGAGAAAACUCCUGUUAUGCGGACGUGAAAUACUGCAACCACACUGGAUUCACAAUUUCAUUCUGGGUGGCUUUUUGCGAGGCUAACUCACUCCAACGUUUAUUUGAAUUUGGUAGCGGUGAUUGUGGGCUUAACCUUAUUCUUACAAAUGAAAGUGAAAUUGCAGCCACAAUAAAAAGCAUGGAAUUAAGAAAAAUAUGGACCAUAGUAAGUGGGAAUGCAACCAUUGGUGUCAGGGAAUGGCAUCAUGUGACGCUGACUUGGAACAACACUGGUGACGUUUAUCUCUUCUUAAAUGGUACAAGGUACUGCAGUGUUGAUAUGUAUUGAGGUCUUUGCCGUAUAUGAUACAGAACCGAAUCCAAUGUAAUUUGACGUAAAUUAACGGCGAAAAACAAAAAGUUUUUUGAGCGUUGCAAGUCAAAGUUUUAAUUUAGAAGUGUUGGCUUUGAGGAGAGCUAGGCGAAAACUGGAGUACCAUCCGGAAAAAACCUCUGGGGACAAAAAAGAGACUGAAUCAAUAUUAAAAUCUACGGCGCCUUAACGUCUGUUCUAUUGGUGGACGCCUCUUUUCUCAAAACUGCGCCACUUGCUCCCCUAAUACUACGAUCACUGAUGAUAUUGUCUCUUGAAUUACUGUCUGUAGGUUGGAGAAUAUACAAAAAGAAGAGAUUAAUUUUACUUGUGCUAAUGCAAGUUGCAGUUGCGAUUGGGCAAUGAAAAUAGGCGGCCUUCAAUCAUAUUCUUCCUUGAGGUUUUCUAGAGUGAUCAUCUGGCAUUAUGCUUUAGACAACAAAACAAUUCAAGAUUUAUCAACUAUAAUGCAAGGUAACACAGGCCUAACAGUGCAGUGAUGUCACAAUAUCAUUACUUUUUCUGUACUCCAUUUGUACCCAAUUGCAUUUAUUAAGUAAAUUCAAGUUUGGAAUUAUGUAUACCGUACUCUAUUCUUCCCCACCCCUCCUUUAAAGAUUUAAAAAACAUUGAGGUUAAUGACAUUAGAAAAUGGAAUUUUGAAUCGAAAAUCCGGAUUCCGGAAUCCAAGAAAUUUUUGCUUGUGGAAUCCGGAAUCCUGGGCUUUUGAAUCCGGAAUACAGCUCAAGGAAUCCGGAAUCCCACUAACAAUUGGAAUCCAAAAUCUAAGUUCCACUGACAGGAAUCCAGUACCUGGAAUCCGGAAUCCACGGAGUGGAAUCCAGAAUCCAAGAUUGUCUUGGAUUCUCUUAGUAAGGCGAUUUGAAGCACGAAUGUCAAGCAAGGAUUGUGCUACCGUUUGGCGACAAAAGAAGUCAAACGUUUUAACAAGUACACCAUUACGUCGUAUAUGGCCGUUUUUGGAUCCCCGAUACGUUAUGACUCCACUGUCGUUCUUGAUGGGCAAGAAAAACAACAGUCUCGAAAAGAAGGGUCAGAAACGAACAACAACACAACAAAAUAUUGAUUUCUCUGACCAUGUGCUUUUAUUACAAUGCCACUCGGGCUUAUGGGGAUAAGGGGUUUCCAGAACAUCAUAAUUAGGGCAAAAGACAAACCAAUAGGUUAAGAGUUUUCAAACAAUUUUCUUAAGGACUUAUCUUAAAUCUCCCAUUAUAUGUGUUGGUAAUGGUCCUGCAUAAAGUGUCUCGAACUGUUACCCAAAGACACCUCCGACAAAUCCUUAUUUGAUUCUGAAUCAUGAUUCUGGUAGGCCUGCAUUUGUCAAACAGAGGAUGUGGUGGCUCUUGGAUUGCCAAUCUCCAAUUCUGCUAUCAUAUCAAUGCUAACGGGAAGCAAAAUUGGGCGGAGGCCAAGAGAAUUUGCGACUCAUUGCUCGGAAAUCUGGUCAGCAUCGGAAGCCAAGAAGAAUAUGACUUCCUUGAAGAUGCAAUGAAAAAGAAAAAGGUCUCCUCAUGUCUACACAUCGGAUUACAAAACAACACUGGGAGCUCUGAGCCUUCUUGGGUAGAUGGAAAUGUUUGGAGUUUUUCAAAACUGAACGGAAGUUACGGGGAGGAAAACAACAAUAACUCAUGCGUGCACCGUGGCGUAGAUGGUCUGUGGUAUUUUGGAAAAUGCGACAAGGAAUGCGGUCUAAUCUGUAAAAAAUAUAGAGGUAUGAGAAAUUUCUUAUGCCCGGGAAGAGGAGGGUAAAAAAUUCGAUCAUACCCCUCGGUUUGUGUAGAAUCGCAACUUGUGUCGUCAAGAUUUAAUUUCUAUCAAACAUCCAAGCGGUUCAGAGCCAUCUUAAAUUUUCGAAACAUAUCGUUCAGUUGCAAACCUUGAUUUAAAAUUUAGGUGUUUGCAAAAGGUUCUCUCGUGGCUACUAUAAUUCAGUUUUGUGUACAAGAAUGGCCAUAAUGUGUUGUAUAACCAUCGGAAUGCAUCAUAUAAAAAACCAUCGAAGUAUUGAUCUAAGGUGCUGAAAAUAUUGCAAACCCUUAAGGAGCCACCUUAAUGGUGCCCAUUUCCUUUUUUACUACAGGUAAUGUGUUUCGAAAUGCCGAGUUCCGCUGCCGAGUGCGAAGGCACGAUCACCAACUAGUCCAUCAUCGGGUGUCAAUCAGAUUGGUUCAGAAUGAACUGGCUUGUGCAAUUGACUGUUUAAUUUAUGGUUCGGGCUGUAAGUCAUAUAACUAUAAACACAACUACGACUCAGCAUCAAAUGGCGAGAACUUAUGUGAGCUGAACAGCUCCAGUCAAGGCCAACACCCCGGUAGUCUGAUCCGAAACCGUGGCUUUCAGUAUUGCGAAAGAGUUUCAUUUUAA
This is a messenger RNA of Porites lobata, 3926 nucleotides long. The record is from the annotation of a GenBank genome assembly. NCBI's taxonomy places the organism in Eukaryota, Metazoa, Cnidaria, Anthozoa, Scleractinia, Poritidae.